ACUGUGAGCUCCGCCGAAGACCUAAAACACAUGCUCCACCACCUGGUGUAUUCUGAGGCUCAGGCUCAGAGAAGGGUGGGGUUUGUAUCUACACAACACUAGCCUUCCACACGACCGCUGGGUGUGGAAAAGUUAAAUCUGGCUCCCAGAGCUCCGGCUGGUGCCCCCACCCCACGGCAGACCCGCCCAGGUCUGCCUGAGCUCAGAGUCGGGGCCCCCAAGAGGGCUCCCCUUCCACCCCAGAGGAGAUGAAAGGAUAGCGGGCUAAGCAGUUGUCAAGUUUCCCCCGCAGGCAGUGGGCGGAGUUCCAAGAAAGGCUGGGCGGAGAGAGGGCUAGAGGGGAGGGCCGCCCGCUGCUAAACUCGCCUCCCUCUUCCAAGUUUCGCUAUGCUGUUCCGCUGCCUCCGUCGUCCCGCUCCGCUAAGUGAGGCUAACCCGGCAGAGGGGAGUCCGGAGAAAUGGCAAGAGGGACAGCGCAGCCAUCGAGGAGGUAAGAGAAAGGGGGAGACGAAGAAGAAAGGGGAGAAGCAGCAGAGAGGACCACUGGAAAGUAACGCCCUCGUCAUCCUGCCUCUCCAUCACCCCCUUCCCUCUCUGCCUCUUCCUGGUUCUCGGGCAGCAGCCAGGAGCCCCCGAUUGGGGAUUAGGGGGCAAAGGGAGGGGAAGCUCGAGACACCCUGAGGAGUACCGGGGGCAGGGACCGCGGGGUAGGGCGGGCUGGGGAGGGGCGGGAAGGACAGACAUGAAGAGCCGGCGGCGACGGCGCCGGCAGCAUCGAAAGCUCCUGUUCUUACUCGUUUUGUAUACUCUGGUCCUGCUGCUGCUGCCCUACGUCCUGGACAGCCGCAAGGGCGGCGAGGAGGCGGGCGUCCGGCGCUGCCCCAGCCUUUCGAGCAGCCUGGGAGUGUGGAGCCUGGAGGCGGCGGCUGCGGGCGAGAAGGAGGAGGCUAAAACUUUGACGGGGGCCGCAGGGGGAGCCCCGGAGAGCCUCCGGAACGGGAACGCCUCUGCCCGACGGCCGCCGCCGCAGCGCGAGAAGCAGCACAUCUACUUGCACGCCACUUGGCGGACCGGCUCGUCCUUCCUCGGGGAGCUUUUCAAUCAACACCCGGACGUGUUCUACCUGUACGAGCCCAUGUGGCACCUGUGGCAGGCGCUAUACCCGGGCGACGCGGAGAGCCUACAGGGAGCCUUGCGAGACAUGCUCCGCUCGCUCUUCCGCUGCGACUUCUCGGUGUUGCGGCUGUACUCUCCCCCGGGAGACCCCGCCGCUCCGGCCCCGGCCUCCGCCAACCUCACCACGGCCGCCCUCUUUGGCUGGAAGACCAACAAGGUCAUCUGCUCGGCGCCCCUGUGCCCGGCCGCCCCCAGGCCCCGGGCUGAGGUGGGGCUCAUCGACGGGGCCACCUGCGAGCGCAGCUGCCCGCCCGUGUCGCUGCGGGAGCUGGAGGCUGAGUGUCGGAAGUACCCGGUGGUGGUGAUCAAAGACGUUCGCCUGCUGGACCUGGGCGUGCUGGUGCCGCUGCUGCGGGACCCCGGCCUCAACCUCAAGGUCAUCCAGCUGUUUCGUGACCCGAGGGCGGUGCACAACUCACGCCUCAAGUCCAAGCAGGCUCUAGUGCGCGAGAGCAUCCAGGUGCUGCGCACCCGCCAGAAGGCGGACCGCUUCCACCGCCUGCUCCUGGCCCAAGGCGUCGGGGGCCGGCCCGGGGCGUCCCUGUUCCGGGCCCAACCUCCGGGGCCCCGAGCGGACUUCUUCCUCAGCGGGGCCCUGGAGGUGAUCUGCGAGGCGUGGCUGCGGGACUUGCUCUUCGAGGGGAGCUCUCCAGCCUGGCUGCGCAGGAGGUACACCCGGCUGCGCUACGAGGACCUUGUGCUGGAACCCCGCACCCAACUGGCUCGCCUGCUGCGCUUUGCGGGGUUGCCCACCCUGCCGGCCCUGGAGGCCUUUGCCCUCAAUAUGACUCGCGGCUCGGGUUACAACGCCGACCGACCCUUCCUCAUUUCGGCCCGGGACGCCCGGGAAGCGGUGCACGCGUGGAGGGAGCGGCUGAGUCAGGAGCAGGUGCGGCAAGUGGAGGUUUCCUGCGGUCAGGCUAUGCGCCUGCUAGCCUACCCGCUCAGUGGAGAGGAAGGAGGCGGCGGCGGCGGUGGAGGUGGAGGCGAGAAUGUCCCGGAAGGGAAGUCUCCGGGGGAGAAGCUGCAGAAUCAAGGGGAAGGCACUACAAAGCCGCGCCUCAGGUUGCAUCGGACAUCCUGCUUCAGGUCAAAAGCCUUUUUGGGGCUAGUCCUGAUAUGAUCCAACUUCGAUAAGUUUCCAAGUCUCACCAUUUAACUGCUAAAACAAGUUUGCCUCAUCAAUAAAUAAAACUGAAAGGAACUUGGGGAAGGAAAUGAAUGAUGUGUCAAGAGUUGCAGCCAGCAUAAAUCUCAGAUGUGUUAAACAUUAAAAAUCCACUCCUUACUGGGACAGGGACAACACCCCCAUGACAGAGGCAGCUGGGCUCCAGCUGACAUUUUUCUUUUAGUUGCAAAGAGGCCUCCCCAAG
Dromiciops gliroides (monito del monte) is the source of this 2549-nucleotide messenger RNA. It is a transcript of the gene CHST7, whose product is annotated as carbohydrate sulfotransferase 7. The transcript has 2 exons. The record is from RefSeq and is a predicted model, not a curated record. Gene Ontology annotation, cellular component: Golgi membrane. Bases 743 to 2299 code for a protein of 518 amino acids. Gene Ontology annotation, molecular function: N-acetylglucosamine 6-O-sulfotransferase activity; chondroitin 6-sulfotransferase activity. Lineage: Eukaryota; Metazoa; Chordata; Mammalia; Microbiotheria; Microbiotheriidae. Gene Ontology annotation, biological process: N-acetylglucosamine metabolic process; carbohydrate metabolic process.